AUGGACCGGAUGACAGACCGCACAGUGCUCAAAGGACCUGAGGAGGCCCGAUGGUACGAGAUCAAGGACCUGCUCAACCACGCCUUCUUUGCAGAGGACACGGGCGUGAGUGUGGAGCUGGCUGAGGAGGACCACGGCAGGAAGUCCACCAUUGCCCUGAGGCUAUGGGUCGAGGACUCCAAAAAGCUGAAGGGCAAACCCAAGGACUAUGGGGCCAUUGAGUUUACCUUUGACCUGAAGCGGGAGACACCAGAUGAUGUGGCACAGGAGAUGGUCGAGUCUGGCUUCUUCCACGAGAGCGAUGUGAAGAUAGUGGCCAAGUCCAUCCGCGACCGCGUGGCCUUGAUCCAGUGGCGGCGGGAGAGGAUCUGGCCGGCGCUGCAGCCGCAGGAGCCGCCGGACCCGGGCAGCCCCGACAAGGCCAGGGGCCUGCACGUGCCCCUGCAGGUCCAGGUGACCUACCGUGCGCAGGCCGGGCCCCCGGAGCCCGAGGAGCCCGAGGCGGAUCAGCACCUCCUCCCCACCUUUGUCUACAUUGCGAGUGGCCACUCUGCUGACAGCCUGAGAGGGGCCCCAUGGGAACAGCUUGGUGGUCAGAGGGCCCCCGUGUCCUGCUGGUGUAGCUUUGGGGUCUGGAAACAAUGCACCGGGAGUGCCCUUUUAAAAGGUCUUGCUGUUCACCUGUUGCUGGCACAGCCACGGUCACCUAUGUGGCAGCUCGUCCCCUGGGCAGUCUCGCUGCCGUGCGGGGCUGAGUGGGGGCAGGCGGGGAGCCCGGGGCCCUCUCAUGGCGUCCGGCGGGCGGAGCGUCCCUGCGUGGCCCACACCGGGGUCCCCCGGGCCUCGUGUGGAAUGCUGUGGGGUGCCGGGGAACCCGCUCUGAGCCGUGCCUUUGCCUCCGCAGCGGACAGCACCUUUGACAGCGGCCAGGGCUCCACCGUAUACUCGGACUCGCAGAGCAGCCAGCAGAGUGUGGUGCUGGGCUCGCUGGCGGACGCGGCCCCGCUCGCCGCCCAGAGCGUGUGCAGCCCCCCGGUCAGCGCAGGCGAGGGGCCUGUCCUGUCGCACAGCCUGCCCUCGCUGGGGGCCCACCAGCAGCCUGCCACGCCUGGCCUGUCGGUGGGCUCCGUUCCACCUCCCACCCGUACCUCGCUCCCGCCGCAGCAUUUCCCAGAGCCUGCCACCAGCUUUGCCCCUGUGCUGACUGGCCCCGCCUUGCCUAUGCCCUCGGGACACCAGAGAAGCCCCUUCUCCCUGCAGCCUCCUCCACUGGCCCAGCCAGCACCCCUGCCACAGGUCCUGGCCCUAAAGCCUGCGGGCCCUCUUCAGCCGGUGCCCCCACACCUGCCUCCAUACCUGCCUCCCACCUCCCAGGUGGCCCCAGUGCCGCCGAAGCCCGUCCAGAUGCCGCCAGCGCCCCUGCAGCCACUCACCCAGGUCCCUCCACAGGGACACCUCAGCACCGCACCCCACAUGCGCUGCCCGCGGGGACGGGGAGCGCCCGCUGUGCCAGGAUGCCCAGGGCCCUCAGGGGUGGCGCUGGCACCUCAGCCUGCUGCCCGUCUUCUGUGCCCGCAGAUCCUGCUGGGCCACCCGCCUCCCUACACUGUGGACGUUUCUGCCCAGGUGCCCACGGUGCCCGCUCCUGCCGCCGUCCUCUCCCCACCUCCGCCCGAAGUGCUGCCGCCCACCGCCCCCGAGCUCCCACCUCAGCCCCCCAGUUCCCUGGCCCCCACGGUGCUGGCUGCUCCUCAGGGCUGGCCUGUCCAGACUGCCGCGUUGCCUCCUGCUAGCCUGCCGCUGCCCAGGGGGCCUGGGGCCUCCAGCCCCUGCCCAGCCGUCCAGCUGACUGUGGAGUUGGCUCCGGAGGAGCAGGCCUCCCAGGACAAGCAGCCUGGCACCCUGCAGAGCUGUGAGAGCUACGGAGGGUCUGAUGCCACUUCCGGAAGGGAGCUGAGUGACAGCUGCGAAGGCACCUUCGGGGGCGGGAAGCUGGACGGCAAGCCUGCCCGGAGACACCACCGCCGGUCCACGCGCACACGCUCCCGCCAGGAGAGGGCCAGCCGACCCCGGCUGACCAUCCUGAAUGUGUGCAACAUGGGCGACAAGAUGGUGGAGUGCCAACUGGAGACGCACAACCACAAAAUGGUCACAUUCAAGUUCGACCUGGACGGGGAUGCGCCCGACGAGAUUGCCACCUACAUGGUGGAGCACGACUUCAUCCUGCCGGCCGAGCGGGAAACGUUCAUUGAGCAGAUGAAGGACGUCAUGGACAAGGCGGAGGACAUGCUCAGUGAGGACACGGACGUGGACCAUGGCUCCGACACUGGGGCCAGCCCGCCGCCCCUGAGCACCUGCAGCCUGGGUGCCGGAGAGGAGAGUCGCCAGUCCCAAGCAAAUGCCCCAGUGUAUCAACAGAACGUCCUGCACACCGGGAAGAGGUGGUUCAUCAUCUGUCCAGUGGCUGAACACCCAGCUGCAGAGGCCCCCGAAUCCUCGCCCCCACUUCCUCCGAGCUCCCUGAAGCCCGAAGUCGGCCCAGGUAGGAACAGCCAGAGCGCCAGUCCUGCUGCCUGGCUACAGCGUGGCUCUGACCCGGGCAUCGCCUGGCGUGACUCGUGCUCACGGCUCGCCGGCCGGGGCUGUGUGCCCAGCUAUGGGCAAGGGACGGGCGCGCACUGUUACCCUGAGGCCCAGAGCCGCCUGGAGGCGGGCUGUGUUCCUCCCCGGACGUCUGCCCAGUGA
Molecule: messenger RNA, 2745 nt
Organism: Molossus molossus (Pallas's mastiff bat)
Lineage: Eukaryota; Metazoa; Chordata; Mammalia; Chiroptera; Molossidae
Product: serine/threonine-protein kinase WNK2-like
Exons: 14
Coding region: 1-2745 (914 amino acids)
Biological process (GO): positive regulation of potassium ion import across plasma membrane; protein phosphorylation; intracellular signal transduction
Cellular component (GO): cytoplasm; cytosol
Molecular function (GO): chloride channel inhibitor activity; protein serine/threonine kinase activity; potassium channel inhibitor activity
Source: RefSeq, a predicted model, not a curated record